AUGCAAUUUUUUAUACUCUUCCUUCUUAUUAUCGGACCGUCCAGCGCCAGCCUGGAGAUUCGUCAAGCACCGCCCCCCAUACAGAAAUCCGAUCCACCAGGCAAACAAAUUGCCGACGCAGCACGUAAGGGCAUAGCAAAUUGGGGGCCAAACGAUGCACUGAAGCCCAAGGGCUCUCAAGGCCCUCUGAGAGAAAUGCCCUGGGGUCUAGGCGUGCCUCAGCCUCCAUCCAAGCCCUUUGAUCCGUCUAUCAAAAUUGGAGUGACGAGAGUACCAGGUGAGCCUCUUGGACCAAAGAAGAAGUGCAAACCGUGCAAAAGGAAGAGGCAGCUUUGUUGUGGCAGCACAGGCGGGUCUACAAAGCCGUUGAAAGGGUCCUCCAAGACUGGUCAAGGCCGUCCGGCUUACAAGUCCAGCAAAAUGCAGGUGACCAAGGCGGGGGUGGGAAAGGCAAGUGCUUUUCUUAUCUUGUCACCGUAUGUGCGUGACUUGCUUGAACUGUUGGAGGAGUGGGAUCGCCCUAUUGGAGACGCUGUACGCUGGUUGAACAGUGCGACAGCCUCUAUCCAGGAGGCCAUUGGAGGUCCCGCGCGGGAUGAUAUUUACGGGAAUGACCUAAAGGCAGCGUUGAUAUGUGCGUUGAAAGGAGGAAACGCGAAGGAUUAUAUUGCCGGACGAAAGAAUAAGAUAUGCAUCCCCAAGGCUGAUGAAUUCAAGGAAAAACUUGAGGAGGAUAUUAAGGAGGGAAAGCUCGAUGAGCUCAUUGCGGUGUGUCAAAACUGGGAGACGCAUGUGAAUGAAAAUAAGCCCGUUGAAGAAUGGUUUAAGGGCUACUGUGCGGCGUUUCAUCGCACCGACGAAUAUGCGGAGCGGAUAUGGGAGACGGGGCUUAACGCGCUCUUGGAUUCUUGUUCUGAAUUUGGGAUUAAUGCUCCCGAGAAUGAAGAUGUUUGGACUGAACUGGAAGAGCGCUGUACGGCGUUCCAAGCAGAUGUAGAGAGUGUGGAGAAGGCAGCGAAAAAACCGGCCGAAGGAAUCCCAAAGAUAAUAGCUGGGAGAUGCAAGUGUGAUGCCUAUAACUUGCCACCAUCUACCGACCCCUGCCUCAACACUUGUCUGGCUUGCUUUCUCUUGGGCGGUUUCCAGCUGGAAGUGAGUGACCAAGAGAUAACCCCCGAGCUACCAAAGAAGUGUCAGGACUCGACCGGCGAAAUCCCCUGUGGAGGCGGGCAGACGACAGCAGAGCUCCAGACGGGCCGUACUGUUUGUGCAGUUUGCGCGUACGCUUGGGAUCCGGAGGGCGGCAAAUGCAGGGAUGUGAACGGGGUCCUCGUGUGGCCGCGACCUCCAUCUGCCAAUACUGAACCAUCGAGCCCUCCGGAGUCACCAGGCAAGUGUCGCGACUCGACUGGCCAAAUCCCAUGUGGAGGCGGGCAGACGACGGCAGAGCUUGAGACGGGCCAUGUUGUCUGUGGAGUUUGCGGGUUUACCUGGGACCCGGAGGGCGGCAAAUGCAGGGAUAAGGCCGGAGCGGUUAUCUGGGGGCGAGAGUCGUAG
This is a messenger RNA of Metarhizium acridum CQMa 102, 1557 nucleotides long. Lineage: Eukaryota; Fungi; Ascomycota; Sordariomycetes; Hypocreales; Clavicipitaceae. The record is from RefSeq and is a predicted model, not a curated record.